Nerophis lumbriciformis (worm pipefish) is the source of this 1215-nucleotide messenger RNA. The record is from RefSeq and is a predicted model, not a curated record. NCBI's taxonomy places the organism in Eukaryota, Metazoa, Chordata, Actinopteri, Syngnathiformes, Syngnathidae.
AUGGAUCAAAUGGUGCUGGGGAUGGCCCGAGAGGCCUUCGCGUCAGGCACGAGGGGAAAGAGCGACCACGAAGCGUGUGGCGAGCAUGGGGAGAAGCUCACGCUCUUUUGCUUGGAGGACCUGGAACCCAUUUGCGGGGUUUGUGGGAAGGCGGCGGACCAUCGAGGACACAGACUGUAUCCCAUUGGAGAGGGGGCUAAUGAUUGCAAAGAAGAGCUGAAAGGCGCCCUGCUGCCUUUGAAGGAGAAGUUACAGCAGUACAAGCAGGCCAAAACCGUGUGCGAGGACAUGCAGGAGCAUGUCAAGAACCAGGCGGAGCACACGGAAAUGCAGAUCAAGAAAGAAUUUGAGGCGCUCCACCUCUUCCUCAGGGAGCAGGAGGCGACCAGGCUGGCUGCCCUCCAAGCUGAGGAGGCUCACAAGAGCCUGGUGAUUAAGCAGAGGAUUGAGGACUUGGACCAAGAGCUGGCCUCGCUCUCCAACGUCAUCCUCAUGGUGGAGAAGGAGAUGCAAAUGCAAGAUAUCCCUUUUCUUAAGAAUUACAAGGACAUCAUAAGGAGAACAUGGAUCAACUCUGUGGAGCCUGAAGAGCUGUCUGGUGCUCUAAUUGAUGUGGCCAAGCAUACAGGCACUCUCAAGUUCCAAGUGUGGGAGAAGAUGAAGAAAAUAAUCAAAUACAGUCCCGUGAUCAUGGAUCCCAACACGGCAGCCAACUGCUUCAUCAUGUCCGAGGACCUAACGGCGGUGCAGAACACCUCGCAGACCUUCAAGCUCCCCAACAACCCGGAGCGCUUCGACAUCAGCGCAGAGAUGCUGGGUGCCGAGGGCUACACGAAAGGCCGCCACAGCUGGUGCGUGGAGGUCAAGGACAACACCUACUGGGUGGUAGGCGUAGCCAGCGAGUCCAUCAACCGCAAGGGCAAGCACGUGCUGACGCCCGCCGAGGGCUUCUGGACCAUACGCUUCCGCAACGACGAGUACAAAGCCUGCACGGCGCCGUGGGAGUCGCUCAACAUGAAGGUCAAGCCGGAGGUCAUCAGGGUGUUGUUGGACAUGGACCGGGGCAAAGUGGCUUUUUACAGCCCCCCCGAACGAGAGCCGCUCUACACUUUCACCGACAUCAUCACGCCGAAAGCCUUUCCUUACUUUUGCACGGCUUGCAAAGAACACCCGCUGACUAUCUUGCCCGCUAAGUUGACUCUUACCACCGACUGA